AAGAAAAAGAAAAAGAAAAAAAAAAUCUCUCAAUUCCCCUCCAAAUAUUCCUCGGAACAGUAGCCCCUUUAGUUUUCUCGAAUCCUAGCCAUUCCACCAUUAUAUCCUCUGCAACUGCCUUUUCAUUCUCCGUAACAAAGAUAAAGAAAAAAAAAAAAAAAAUCUCUACCCUCUUCUCUAUCUCUCUGAAGAAAUGUCUCUGAUCCCUCUGCAUUCUUGAAUUGAAUACACAACUUCCCAUUUUGCACUAACUUUUCAUUUAAACCAUCAUCCCCAGAAAACCUCUGUUACUUUCUCCUUUCUUGCACUUUUUUUUUUAAUCUGAUCAGUACCCUCUGCAAAUCCUUCACCUCUGUUUUUAUAUAUAUAUAUAUAUAUAUAUAUAUAUUUUUUUUUUUUUCCUGUCUCUGAUCUAGUAUAUCUAUUAACCCUAGAGGAAUCCUACUGAAAAAUGCCUAUUCUUUCUCUUUACUUUACCCUCUUCUAUCUCUUUCUUUUCUCUUCUCUCUCUCAACGCCCAUGCAAAUCAUAAGGCACUCAUUAUAUAAUCAUAUAAUCACAACUCCGUUGCUUUUCAUCUAUUCCUCCUCCCAGAAAUAGCUUUCGUUUCGAAGUUGUUGCCUAGCCCAUUUCUUGCUUUUCUAUUAUACUUUCUUUAUUCGUCUUAUUUAAUCCUCUUUCUUUCCUUUUUAACUUUCUCAUUAUUCUUUCUCCCUUGCGAGUCUGACUAAAUUAGAUCUCCAUCAUCCUCAUGUUCUCAAGCUCAAACCCGAUAAUGAGAAAUACAUCACCUUUGCCUGAUCUUUCCUUGCAGAUCAGCCCACCAUCGGCCUCCGAUUGUGAAGCAAUUAAAAAGUUGGACUAUGAAGGAGGAUUAACAAGGAAAGCCUUUUACAGCAAUAGAACCUCAACUACGGAUUCCGGCAGCAGUGGAAGCGAUUUGAGCCAUGAAAAUGGCUUCUUUAAUCAAGAAAGCAGUUAUAAUCUUGGUCCUAGUGAGCCUACUUUGAGCUUAGGUUUUGAAAUGGCAGAUUUGUGUACUCCAACACUGCAACUGCCAAGAAAUCUUAAUCACCAUAAUCAUCACCACCAACAACCUCAAAUCUAUGGCCGAGAGUUCAAGAGAAAUGGAAGAAUGAUUAGUGGGGUGAAAAGAAGCGUCAGAGCUCCUAGAAUGAGAUGGACCACAACUCUCCAUGCCCAUUUUGUUCAUGCGGUCCAGCUUCUGGGUGGCCAUGAAAGAGCAACACCCAAAUCAGUUUUGGAGUUGAUGAAUGUGAAGGAUCUAACCCUAGCUCACGUGAAGAGUCACUUGCAGAUGUAUAGAACAGUGAAGGGCACUGACAAAGGAUCAGGUCAAGGCCAGAUAGAUAUGGGUUUGAAGCAAAGGGCAGGAAUCGUUGAUGUGGAUGCAGGAUUAUCUUCUGGAAAAGCUGAAACCAACCCUUGUUGUUCUUACAACCCACCACCAACAUCACCACUACCAACCAUACAAAAAACCCAAAUAAGAGGUUCGGGCUCUUGGUCAUCAUCAAUGGAGACAAGGGACCAAAAUAGAUCAAACAACGAGGCUUCAACAUAUUCUCAUUUCAAUGCACAUGAUGCCAAGGAGGAAGGACCCAUGGCAACCCUCCAUAUGUCUGAAAGAGUGAAGGAGAGGUUGGACUCUAGCUCCUUGUCAUCUUCAGACAUGUUGAUUAAUCUAGAGUUCACUCUUGGAAGACCAAGUUGGCAAAUGGACUAUGCUGAACCAUCAAAUGAGCUGACCCUUCUCAAGUGUUAAAUCUAAUUUUUAUUUUUUAUUUUUUUAAACGUGCAUGGACGAAGUAUCUAAUAUUUUUCAUGCAUCUGUUCCAUGUUCUUGGAA
Molecule: messenger RNA, 1867 nt
Organism: Hevea brasiliensis (rubber tree)
Lineage: Eukaryota; Viridiplantae; Streptophyta; Magnoliopsida; Malpighiales; Euphorbiaceae
Product: probable transcription factor KAN4
Exons: 6
Coding region: 752-1783 (343 amino acids)
Biological process (GO): abaxial cell fate specification; regulation of DNA-templated transcription
Cellular component (GO): nucleus
Molecular function (GO): transcription cis-regulatory region binding
Source: RefSeq, a predicted model, not a curated record